UUUGAGCCAGAUAAGUAUUUAGACCCCCACCAACAGCCUCUGCCCCGUCUUGAGUGUCAGCCGGGAGCAACGAAGGGAAGCGUGUUUGCUAGACGUUGAACUACACAGAAACGCUCUUCAAAAAACAGCCCUGCAAAGAUGUUUUCCAAGCUAAGUGCUUGUGUGAACUUGGCCACGCCAGUGCUCGGCCACCAAGUGCACAUGGUGAUCCGUCCUGCAUCGACGGCUGCCUCGAAGCUUAAGAAUAUGGAGAAAUCCUUAUCUGCAGAGGAGGUGUUUGCUCGGGAGGAAAAAUAUGGUGCCCACAAUUACCACCCGCUGCCUGUGGCUCUGGAGCGUGGUGAAGGAAUUUAUGUGUGGGAUGUUGAAGGCAGAAGGUAUUUUGACUUUCUGAGUGCUUACAGUGCAGUGAACCAAGGUCACUGCCAUCCAAAGAUCGUUGCAGCUCUGACCUCACAGGCCACAAGACUUGCACUGACUUCGCGAGCAUUUUACAAUAAUGUGCUGGGGGAGUACGAGGAGUACAUCACCAGUCUCUUCAAAUACAACAAAGUGCUGCCAAUGAAUACAGGUGUAGAAGCAGGAGAAACUGCUUGCAAGCUGGCCCGCAAAUGGGCAUACACUGUCAAGGGAAUUCCAAAGUACAAAGCAAAAAUUAUCUUUGCACAUGGUAAUUUCUGGGGGAGGACAUUAGCUGCUAUCUCCAGUUCCUCAGAUCCCAGUAGUUAUGAUGGAUUUGGUCCAUUCAUGCCUGGCUUUGAGAUUAUUCCAUACAAUGACAUACCAGCUCUGGAGCGUGCACUUCAGGAUCAGAAUGUUGCAGCAUUCAUGGUGGAACCCAUUCAGGGUGAAGCGGGAGUGCUUGUUCCUGAUGAAGGCUACUUGACCAAAGUGAGAGAGCUGUGCACCAUACACAAUGUCCUGCUCAUUGCGGAUGAGGUACAGACUGGGUUGGCUAGGACUGGCCGGAGACUGGCGGUUGACCAUGAAAGCGUCAGGCCUGAUAUUGUUAUGCUAGGCAAGGCUUUGUCAGGAGGAGCUUAUCCAGUCUCUGCAGUGCUGUGUGAUGAUGAGGUCAUGUUGACUAUUAAGCCUGGUGAACACGGCUCUACUUACGGAGGAAACCCAUUGGCAUGCCGGGUAGCUAUUGCUGCUCUUGAGGUUCUUGAAAAAGAAAAGCUGGCUGAAAAUUCAGAAAAGAUGGGAAAAAUCCUUCGAUCAGAGUUGAUGAAACUGCCCAGCGACAUUGUAAUGACUGUUAGAGGGAAAGGAUUGCUGAACGCCAUAGUCAUCAAGGAAACCAAAGGCUACGAUGCCUGGAAGGUAUGCCUGCGCUUGCGUGAUAAUGGACUCCUGGCAAAGCCCACUCACGGGGACAUCAUUAGACUGGCACCGCCGCUUGUGAUCAAGGAGGAUCAAGUGCAAGAGUGCGCUGAAAUCAUUCAGAAGACAAUCUUGUCGUUUUAGACUUUACUUGCUUAUAGGUCACUUUUUUGUCUUGAUUUCUUUGGUUGCUGUAGUUGUAUUACUUAAAAGCCUCCCCAAACAGUUUAUUUAAAUAUAUUAUGUGAUUAUAUGCGUUAAAUGUAUACACAGUGUGAUCUUUCUAAACCCUUACCAAACAAACCCAACAACGUACACAAGCCGUUGUAAGCAAACUAAAUUUACGUUUGUUUUUUCAUUUUUUUUAACGAAAUGGCAAUUUGAGCACAUGUGUUCAGCUUUCCUGGUAAUGUUUGACCCCUAUAAACAUGCAUUGCAUUUAUCAUGAUCAAUAUAUGCAAAGCCUUUGAAAUGGUAUUUGCAGGAUAUGAUAUUUAAAACAUCACUGCACAGCCAUUGGGUAUAUUUUAGGGAUUCUAAAGUUUGUCACAGGUGAAAUUGGGUUGAACCCUAAUUCUUAAUGUCAUUUGGGGAUUUAACAUGUAAGGCUUAAGAUCAGAAAUCCUAGACUGCAAUGGUCUUUUGGUGAUGUUUCACUACUAUUACUGGGUUUAGUAAAGUUGAGGGAGCUGAACACUGCUGUAUUUCCUUUUAGCUUUUUUUUUUUUUUUUUUUUUUUUUUUUGAGAAACUUGAAAGAUAUUGCGAGUCCUAUUGGCAAAGGUGUGACUUUAGCACGCUAUUUCUUAGGUAAAAACGUUAUUUAAAUAUAUGGCUAGUCUGAGCACACGUUGAAUACACAAGGAAAUGUUUUACUGGCAUUUCAAACCUUUUAAUGUUUUUUUUGAUUUAGUGAUUCAAGAGAAUGGCUAGAUAUCUGGGAGAUGUCAGUUCAGUGAGAGUGAAUUUCAACAUAUUGGCAUUUAUUUAUGAUUCUGGAUUUUGAACCUCUUUAAGAAAUUAAUUUUGCCAAUGCUUGUUGCUACUGUAAAAUGUAGUACUGUUUCAAAGGAAUUCUCCAGCGAGUCUGGUUAACAUCUGUAUUUAACUUUGUUGUCUGAGGCUAGUUCUGGUGUGCUUUAUUUAUUUUAUUUGUUUUGUAUGUGUAUUUUGCAUAAUUUAACAGUUCAAAAUUGCUAAAGAAUUAAUGUUAAAUUAAAGAGUGUUAUUCUCUGAA
Molecule: messenger RNA, 2559 nt
Organism: Polyodon spathula (Mississippi paddlefish)
Lineage: Eukaryota; Metazoa; Chordata; Actinopteri; Acipenseriformes; Polyodontidae
Gene: oat
Product: ornithine aminotransferase
Exons: 10
Coding region: 139-1467 (442 amino acids)
Cellular component (GO): cytoplasm
Molecular function (GO): L-ornithine transaminase activity; pyridoxal phosphate binding; identical protein binding
Source: RefSeq, a predicted model, not a curated record